Molecule: messenger RNA, 1599 nt
Organism: Spodoptera exigua (beet armyworm)
Lineage: Eukaryota; Metazoa; Arthropoda; Insecta; Lepidoptera; Noctuidae
Source: the annotation of a GenBank genome assembly
AUGUCAGGUCAACAAAAAGCAGAAGAAGCUAUCAAAGCUUCAGAACAAUAUGGCGAGAUAUUUAUGCCUAACAACUGUGGGAGAGUCAAGCUUCAGGACGAAUGGCCCCGGGCGCGCCGCACGGUCGCCGCACGCGGCCGCAGCACGCCCGCCCCGCGCCCGCCCCGCGCCCCCGAAUGCGGCACUGCGCUCCGUGACGAGUACACGCCUGCACCGCUCCCAUACACGCACGGCAUACGACAACAAAGUUCUUACACAUUCACGAUCAUGUUUUCUAAAGAAGCAUUAUUCCGUGCUCGGAAGCGUAUCCUGAAGUGCUUGGUGCAUGCUUACCUAAAGCAGGAGGGCUACUUCCACACGGCAGACACCUUCGUCUCGGAGGCCGCCCUCACUGGGGAGUACGAGGUCUGCGAUAACAUCGACCUGGACAUCAUACUGCAGGAUUACUGCAGCUAUUACUUGAUGAGGUUCAACAAGCAGCCUCAGUUCUGUCGCAAGGUGGAGGAACAGCGUCCAGUAAAAAGACCUCAAACCCGGAAGACCAGAGAGAGGACAGAGCCUAUUGCCCCACCGGAGUGUGAGUGCAAGGAAGGCGCUGAUCUACCGUCUACUUUCACUGUUACCAAGUUGUUGCAGGACGAACAAGCCAUCGAAACAAUAUCAGCAAUAGAAAGGAAGCCUAUAGCUGGUUUCCUCGCGCAUAUGACAAAUGAUAAGAAGCAGUUGGUGGAACUGUUGUACCAGGACAUCAUCAGGCCGACAGGGGUAUCUUGGGAUGAUGUGAAAGGACUCUCCUCAGCCAAGAGCUUGCUCAUGGAGUCCGUUGUUUAUCCUGUGCGAUAUCCAGAAGUGUUUACUGGACUGCUAGAGCCCUGGCGUGGAGUACUCUUGCACGGUCCUCCUGGCACCGGUAAGACGAUGCUGGCUCGAGCCGUGGCUGGCGAGAGCUGCUGCACCUUCUUCAACGUUUCCUGCAGCACCGUCAUCAAUAAAUGGCGUGGAGAGACCGAGAAAAUUAUCAAUGUCCUCUUCGAAAUGGCAUCCUACUACGCUCCCUCAAUAAUCUUCAUGGAUGAAGUGGAAACACUGGCAUCAGACCGCUCGUCUCCCGGAGAACAUGAGGCAUCCCGUCGUCUGAAGGCGCAACUCCUGACGGAGAUCGACGGCAUUGGAGGGAGAGAGGGCAUCAUAUUCAUUCUGGCCAACUCUAAUAUGCCUUGGGAAAUAGACCCAGCCAUGCUGAGAAGACUGGAAAAACGAAUAUACAUUCCUCUACCAGACUUUAAAACGCGUGAGGAGUUGUUCCAAAAAUACCUGAACGCCAAAAACGUGGAAUUGUUUCCGAAGGUGGACUUUAAAGAUUUGGCAUCGAAGACUGAGGGGUACUCCGGGAGUGAUAUCAAGUUGGUGUGCAAGGAGGCACUCAUGACUAAUGUUAGAAAGAUGCUGCCCUCUAUGAGUGGGAAAGGUCACCUACCGAAUCGCAAGGAUAGACUGAACUUGGCAGACAUUCUGACAGCCAUUGAGAAGACGAAGCCGGUCUCGAAGAACCUCACCAAGAGGCACGUGGAAUGGCAGAAUGAGAUGGGAUGCUCAUAG